GUCGUCGCUUCUCGCGGGAUUCACGUCGUCACAGCGGAAAACCUGGUCGCCUAAAUAGAUAACAACUCUAUUUCGAGUUUGAAAUAUUCCGAAUCAAAGAAUAUAUCGUCAACGCUGCCGGCUUGAAAAAUAUACAUAUCAAUAUAUAUUAGCGCGUGUGGUUUUUCGAUUUUUUUUGAGUGCAUUAGUUCGACUUUGGGGUCAGAAAAAAGUGCGGAAAGUGCUGGCGGGCAAAAUAAACGCUGCACCUGUCUCACCUGAGCGCUUCAAGCCACAAAAGUGUAAAGUGCAGCGCGACUCUUUGCUUUUCCGCCGCUUUUUUUUUUUGCUUUUUGCCUUUUGUUUUUGCUUGCGAUUUCGAGAUCCCAGAUUCAGCAAGAAUUCUGCGAGCGUGUGCGCGAGUGCUUGCUGUUGUUGUUGCUGCCGCGCUCUAAUUGCUAGUCUUCGUGCGGAGAAUUCUUCAGGCGCUUCUUUUUCUUCUUCUCGGGACGCCCGCACCGCAAAUGAGCUGCCUGUGAGGACAAUCCGCAACAUGAUGGCGUUGACAGCAGCCUCGGCUUUGAUAGCCACAUCCGCAUCGCUGACCAACUCGGCCUCGACGGACUGCAGCAGCAGCAUCCAGGGAUCGACGACCAGCUCGGCGUCCAGCGAUGUGAUGACCCUGACGACCACGGCGGCCUCCUCGUGGUGCGCCAUUCCGGCGAGCUCCCGCCUCCGCGUUCUGCGCCUGGUGAGGCCGCAUCAGAGGCGACUCCUGGUCGGCGGACCGGAGAGGGGCAGCACCUACGGAUUCACGGUGCGCGGCGGACGGGAACAUGGCACCGGAUUCUUUGUGUCCCAUGUGGAGCACGGCGGCGAGGCACAGCUGAAGGGUCUGCGGAUUGGCGACCAGAUCUUGCGGAUCAAUGGCUUUCGCCUGGACGAUGCCGUGCACAAGGAGUUCAUCCAACUGGUGGCCGGCCAGGAUCGGGUGACCCUGAAAGUGCGUGGUGUGGGCAUGCUGCCAGUGAGGGACCUGCCGGAGGAACGCCUAUCGUGGAGCGUGGUUAAGUUGCCCAGCGUGAGCGGCACUCCCUCGGAGAGUUCCUUCAAGGGCGAAAGACGCGGUGCCAGCCGGGACAUCAGUGUGGUGCUCCAUGUGGCGCCCAGGACGAAGCUAGGACUGGGGAUUUGCAAGGGUCCCGAGUGGAAGCCGGGCAUCUUUGUGCAGUUCACUAAGGAGCGCAGUGUGGCCCGGGAGGCGGGCUUACGGCCGGGCGACCAGAUCCUCAGCGUCAACAGCAUCGACUUCUCGGACGUCCUCUUCAGCGAGGCGGUGGCCGUGAUGAAGAGCAGCAGCAAACUGGACAUGGUGGUGCGCACGGCGGCCGGCUGCGACCUCUUUCCGGGUGAAUCCAGUGGCUACAAUAGCUCUGCCAGCUCGGUGACGGGGGAUCAGAGUCCUUGUUGGGCGGACGCCAAGUCCAAGCGAUUGACGGCGGUCAGGGAGGAGUCCGGUGCCGGCGCAGGUGGAGCAGGAGGUGGCUUGAGCUCGGCACCCGGCGCAGGUGGUCCAAAUUGGGCGCAGGGCGUCGAGGUGCACAAGCAGAUGAACAAGACCAUCAUAAAGCUGACGGAGAAUGGGACUUCCAUAAACAACACAUAUAUAGCCAGUUCCGGUGGCAGUUCCGUUUCGGGUUCCGUUUCCGGUUCCGGUUCCGGCUCUUCGGCCAGCGGAACUUCCGGCCGCAGUCAGCAGUCCCAAUCGCAUCCAACCCGCAAUUCAACCACCAUGAAGCGCAGCCAGCUGAGGCCGGUUAGUUCCUCCGUAUCCGGCAUCGGCUUAGCAGGCGGAUCUGCUGGAUCCGCUGGAUCAGGAUCAGGAUCAGGUGGAGUCAGCGCAGCUCCUGCUCCACCGCCGCCGGCCAUGCAUGAAGGAGCCAGUGCCAGUGGCUCCGUGGGCAGCAGUCUCUCCAGUGCCAUAACCGAGGAGCUCAAGAAGCGCAAAGAGAAGCAGCAGCAGCAGCAGCAGCGCAGCAAUCGAGAUCGCGAUCGGGAUGUGAGUGGAAAUGGAAACGUGGAUCGUCAGCCGACGAGCCACAAUGGAAAUGGAGUUGCAAAUGGAGGGCACCGCGGCUCCAGCGGCCAAGUGUCCCAUCGCCAGCGGGCGAAUGUUGCUGGCGUGGCUGCAACACUGCAGGGCAGCGAACGCACUAGCAAUUUGGCAGGCGCUGGAGGAGCAGGUGGGUCAGGUGGUUCCAGUGGAGCUGGCGGAGAUCAGCACACGGCGCUGAUGGACGAAUUCAAGCGGGCGCACCAGCGAAUGUUCAGGAACGGGUUCCACGAGAGCGAGCACAAGUUGUCCAGUCUUGGCAAGAGUGCGCUGGUGGAAAGAUCACAUUACGGCCGGAAAAUGAGUUUGCUGCGCGUGAAAAGCGGUGGAGCGGGUGGCGGGGAGGGGUCAGGUGGCAUGCCCACCAUGCGACCAGUCAGCAUGGGUCGUCCUCUGGUGACCAUGUCCACCUACCAGGAGCGCGGUGAAACGCUGAAACGCACCUCGAUUAUGCCGGAUGAGAGCUGUUAUCGGAAUAGUAUCAGCAGCAAUGGCUUCAGCAGCAGCAGGAGCAGCAGCAACUCCAACACGGGCAACUUCAGCAACAGCAGUCGCCUGCAGCCCCAGAACGGAGUCAGUCCGGCGAAUGGCAGUGGGUCGCCGGAACUGCCGCCACCGCCACCACAGUUCGCCAAUCCCCAGCCAAAGCAGGUGCCGCCCCAGCAGCUCAAGCUGAUGACCGGAAACGGAGUGGCGAACGGAAGCGGAAGUGGCGGUGGAAGCGGAAAUGGAAAUGGAACUGGGCUGGGCAACGGCAGUGUGGCCAAGGUCAAGCAGCCCAUGUCGCCCAUGCGCAGUGCCAGCAUCAGUGUGGGCGGAUUCCGACCACCAGCCACGCCCCAGCCCGACUACGAUGCCGUGCAGCUGAGAUCUCCGCCAGGAAGCGCAGCGGCUGCUGGACGGGAUGUGGCCGCGAGCCAGCAGCAGAGGCGAACCCUGCGACUGGGCACAGUGACCAUAGGGGAGUAUGGGGAUCAGCGGACGACGGGGAAGCGGGACACGCAAACCGGAAGUGCACUGCGCAAAACGAACGGAGAGCCCGCUUCCAAUGGCAUCCUGAAGAACGGCAGCAAUCGGAGCAGCGCCAGCUUCAACCACGGCUCUUCCCAUCAGGCGGAAAAGUCCAUCAAGUUCGGCAACUGAUCAAGAAUUCUCGAUACUACUUUUGUGCAAUAUGCUCGAUGAUUUUGGGAGGAAAUCAACAAGGAGAGUACAAAAAAUCGGACGUGCAGCGGUUUUCCAUAUGCAUAUGCAUAUGCAUAUCUACCAUAUCCAUUACUUUAUACCACUUUUUUUUUGCCUACAUCUAAUUUGUAUUAUACUUUAUUACGAUUUGUUGGAAAUAUUGUGUCACUAGUUGCUAUUAUUUAACGAAUACUGUAAAUAACCGACGGGCAAGAGUGUGUGUGUUUCCAAUAAAGCAUAUACAUACAAUGUA
This is a messenger RNA of Drosophila erecta, 3530 nucleotides long. RefSeq names its product cell wall protein AWA1. The record is from RefSeq and is a predicted model, not a curated record. Gene Ontology annotation, cellular component: cilium; stereocilium tip; stereocilia ankle link complex. Lineage: Eukaryota; Metazoa; Arthropoda; Insecta; Diptera; Drosophilidae. Gene Ontology annotation, biological process: rhabdomere development. The transcript is spliced from 8 exons. Gene Ontology annotation, molecular function: protein binding. The coding region runs from base 533 to 3235 and encodes 900 amino acids.